GCAAGUCAACUUUUACUCCUAGCUCGCCCACAAUCAUUGUGGGAUUGUGUCAUUAUGGCAUCCAACCUUCCCCCGGUGGCAUCCAGCCCUCUUACAGUGCCAUCCAGCCAUUUCACAUUGGCAUCCAGCCAUCUCACAUUGGCAUCCAGCCAUCUCACAAUGGCAUCCAGCUAUCUAACAUUGGCAUCCAGCCAUCUCACAUUGGCAUCCAGCCAUCACACAUUGGCAUUCAGCCAUCUAACAUUGGCAUCCAGCCAUCUCAGAUUGGCAUCCAGCCAUCUAGCAUUGGCAUCCAGCCAUCUAGCAUUGGCAUCCAGCCAUCUCACAUUGGCAUCCAGCCAUCUCACAAUGGCAUCCAGCUAUCUAACAUUGGCAUCCAGCCAUCUCAAAUUGGCAUCCAGCUAUCUCACAUUGGCAUCCAGCCUCCCCUUAAUGGCGUGUAA
Messenger RNA from Perkinsus marinus ATCC 50983, 443 nucleotides. RefSeq lists its product as hypothetical. NCBI's taxonomy places the organism in Eukaryota, Perkinsozoa, Perkinsida, Perkinsidae. The transcript has a single exon. The record is from RefSeq and is a predicted model, not a curated record. The annotation marks the transcript as partial.